Corythoichthys intestinalis (scribbled pipefish) is the source of this 2668-nucleotide messenger RNA. RefSeq lists its product as uncharacterized. The record is from RefSeq and is a predicted model, not a curated record. NCBI's taxonomy places the organism in Eukaryota, Metazoa, Chordata, Actinopteri, Syngnathiformes, Syngnathidae. The transcript has 8 exons. Bases 208 to 1272 code for a protein of 354 amino acids. Gene Ontology annotation, cellular component: plasma membrane.
ACAAAGCGUAUGCAAGCCGGUUGCACGGAAGUGUUUUUGUUCCACUCGACGUGAUAUAUUUUGAAAAAAGAAAGAAGGAACGUUCAAUCGACUGGACAUGUUGUAACGGUGUAAUUUUUAAUUCUUAUUAUUUUAUAUGUAAUACUACGGGGAGCAAAAAAAGGUAGUAAGCGAGCUGCCUACCAAACCUCAACAACACAAGCGGCCAUGCCUCCCUAUUCUGAAAUGAGGAAAAGCAACCACUUCUAUUACUUCAUCAAAUUUACCCUCAAUGUCUAUUCGAUGCUAUUUUCGCUGGUGGGUCUUUGUGUGCUCUGCGUGGGGGUUUAUGCCGAAGUGGAAAGACAGAAAAAUCGAACCCUGGAGGGUCUCUUCCUGGCUCCUGCAGUGGUGCUGAUCCUGCUGGGUCUGGUAAUGUUCACAGUCUCACUUGUGGGCAUGGUUGGCUCCCUCAGGGAUAACAAAACCUUGCUACACAUGUUUCUCUGUGUUCUCUGCGUGUUGCUUCUUCUCCAGGCCAUCGCCCUCGUUAUAGCUCUCAUCUUUGAAAAGAAGACGUCUUCCUUGUUUCAAAGCAGUAUACGAGAGGGUAUCAAACACUACUACGACGACUUGGACUUCAAAAACAUCUUAGAUUACGUGCAGGAAAAGUUUUCAUGUUGUGGAGGGGAUGAAUAUAAGGACUGGGGAGUCAACCAAUACCAUUUCUGCAACGGUACGGGCCCACUAGCCUGUGGAGUUCCAUAUACCUGCUGUGUCCGCCGUGAGGUAGGAGAAGUAAUUAACACCCUGUGUGGGUCCAAGGCUCUGGAAAGACAGCGUGAAACCCUGCAGGAGGAUAUCCAUGUGCGAGGCUGCAUCCAUGCAGUCAACCUUUGGAUGAGUGACAACAUUGGAAUAACUGUCGCGCUGUGUUGUGCCAUAGGACUGCCACAGCUGCUAGGCAUCAUCUUGAGCUGCGUCUUCUGGAACCUUCUGGUUGAAAUGAGCCAAUCUGUCGACAUGGUGGACUUCAAGCUGAAGAAGCUGGAGUUCCAGUACAGCGAGCUGGACCUGGCCGGUGCCGGCUGGUGCAUGUGCCUACCGAGGGACGGCGGCUACUUGCCCGUUCCGGCUUCAGAACCCGAGCUGGAUCCCAUUGACAUUCACCUGCAGAAGCUGAAAAAGCAGCCGCCUCGCACUCACGCUCAGCUCCGAGAACUCCAACAGUCCAGAUCGGCCAUCGGGUUGGACGAGGUAGACGUGGGCCGCAAGCUGAAAAGGGAACACUGAGCGGUCUUGUUGCCCUUCUUGCCUUCCCUGCGGCAUGGUGAUCGUUUUAUUUUUGUUUGAUUUGUGUUGCACUAUUUCAUGGUUGAACCGAUGAUGGUUUUAGGGAAUUUGGUCAGCCGAAGGGAUCCAAAAUAGUUUGUCACUUUGAGUGUACUGUUUACCAGAAAUUGUUAGAACAAACAACCUGCAGCGUCUGCUUUUUAACUUAAAUUUUUAUUCUUUUUUUAAUUAUUUUUUUUAAUUUCGUCUUGUUUCUGGUGUUUAGUACGUCAGGAUUUUUGGCAUUAUCUCGCUUUUUAAUUUUGAAAUCAAGCUACAUCUUGUAUUGAAGUUUACCUCAGGUUGUUUUAAAGACAGCCCAAAAGCUAUGAGGAUGAAUCUUGUAUUUUGUGUAAAAAUUAAUUGUAGAGUAAUACAAGUUUUUCAGUGUAGAACAUAUAGGACUAGCCCGUAUGUCAUGCGUGUAACGUUUGUGACGGAUGUGUACAGGUGUAAAAGUUUUUUUUUUUUAUUUGAAUCUCAGUUGGAUUUGUGCAGUCAGUGUACACUGUAAAACUGAUAGUUGUGGAAUAAUAUGGAAUGCAUGUUUUGUACUGUGUAUGAAUUAAAUUAUUUGUAAAAUGAUUCUCAGUUUACAUUUUCAAAGGGGAGGCUUCAGUUUUUCAUUUUUUAAAAUUCUUUCCAUCAUUCAAAGGGCCAACGAAAGGGAUAAUACAUGAUACAAGUGUUAACAGCUGUUUGACUGAGCUACUAUUGGACCGGUGUUCUGAGCUUCCCUCCAUCUCCUGCCUUGUACCAACACUACUGCUCUUGUUAAUAAACAGGAAUUUGUCUACUGAUUUGUGUGCUGUUAGUGUUUCCCCCCCCAAUCAUCCAUCUAUUAUUUGUGAGUGAUUGAAUAUGAUUGGGAAAAUAGUGCAAGAUACUAAAAUUGAAGUUACUUGGUAACUUCAAUUUUAACUUGGCACUUGGUUACUUGGUAAAAUUAGGAGUGGAAACCUCUGUGUACCUCACGAUACAAUACGAUUAGCGAUACAAGGCUCACGAUAGUUAUCUCAUGACAUGGCGAUAUUACAAUUAACACAUGGGUCAAGAAAUAAUUAUACAGUGGUACCCAUAGGCGGAGUUUGACUUUUGGGGCAGGGGGGCACAACAUGUUGAUGACCCCGAAACGCAGUGCCAGCAAUAAAAUUGACUUACGUACAAGAGUAUUUAUAAUAAUAAGUUGACAAUGAGCGUUUUUUUGUUUCCCAUCAUUCUUGAGGGGAAUUCUAAAUCAGGCUGCUUAGGCAAUACUUUUCACCAAGAUUGUCAUCCAUUGAAUAUGGUACACCCGCCAGUGUCGUGCCAAUGUCAAAAAUUGUAUCCCCUGGGCGGAGUCAUAUGGAGGUAGAUU